UUGUAAAAACUCGUUAGUCUUUUCACAGCCAGCAAGAAACAGCAAGAUGUGCUCACAAAAUUCGCAUCGUGACCGAGUGUGCGGGGAACAUCAGAAUAUAAAAGCCGCGGAACAGCAUAUAUGCUGGUACCUCAGUUUUGUCAAACCUUGUUGAUUACUUGUGUGUUUAAAAAUGAACAUCGCACUCGUUUUUCUGCUUUUCAUUGGAAUCUGUGCGGCAGCCAGUUUGAGCAUUGGGCAGCUAGCUGGCAUGUACGGGAUGGUGCAGCGCCUAGCGCGUAUCAAACCGUUUGAUGGGCACGAGCAGGACGCUUACUCAAAACUGGCAGUGUUCCUGGGCGAUCUGGAGACGGCCAGUGCACUGUACGUGCACCCAGAGACGGCCAAUUACCGUAAUGCACUGUACAAGCUAAUGGAAGAUGUGGUGCAAGUCAAAGCACAGUCUACGGAUAACUACAUUGCAGGCCUGAAUGCAGACUAUUUGGCGAACCGGAUCAGGCAAUCGUAUAUAAUGUCAUUGACCAAGGCAGUGUUUUCGUAGAGCCAGUCACUCCGUGUGCUGGUUUUUUAUGUAAAUGUUGGUUUUUCUUGUUAAAAUAUUUAUCCGCAC
This is a messenger RNA of Linderina pennispora, 610 nucleotides long. RefSeq lists its product as uncharacterized. The transcript has a single exon. Lineage: Eukaryota; Fungi; Kickxellomycota; Kickxellomycetes; Kickxellales; Kickxellaceae. The record is from RefSeq and is a predicted model, not a curated record. The coding region runs from base 173 to 541 and encodes 122 amino acids.